Messenger RNA from Brassica rapa (field mustard), 6110 nucleotides. Its product is annotated as receptor-like cytosolic serine/threonine-protein kinase RBK2. Gene Ontology annotation, biological process: protein phosphorylation. NCBI's taxonomy places the organism in Eukaryota, Viridiplantae, Streptophyta, Magnoliopsida, Brassicales, Brassicaceae. Gene Ontology annotation, molecular function: protein kinase activity; ATP binding. The record is from RefSeq and is a predicted model, not a curated record.
CAAAUUUCUUGCUUAUACCGUACCUCUACUCAUCGAGUUUUUACUGGCGUGUUGAGACCCUUGCUCGUCAGAACCAGGAUCUCAUCGUCUACAGAAGCAUUAGCGAUGAGUUGUCGGCUAGUUCUACGCAUGAAUUCGCUAUCGUCUCUAUCUCGAGUCAGAUUUUUGUCUGUGUCACCUCCUCUCCACAUCCCACUGCAAUGUGACCUAAACUCAGCAUCUCCCAACCCUGUCAACUGUUAUCUUUUAUAGGUUGUACCGUUAAUGAUUUUGUAUGGUCUUAUUCCGGCAGUAUUUCUGCACCUCACUGCAACGUCGAAAGAUCCAGUCAUCUUCAGAGACAGUUUUCAGCUGCUCUCGAUUCAGCGUCAAAUUCGACUUCAUCGCAUUUGAGUAUUACAAGUGAAGCUUCUUCACGGGUCUCUUCUCUUCUCAACCAUCUCUAUUUUUUUUUGUUAUGUUUUGUUUAUUCUUGCAUUUCAGCUUACCGUCGAGUUAUGUAAUUGCCCAUCGAAAUUUUAGUGUUAAAAAAAAAAUACCCAAUCGACUACGCACGAAUAUAUAACGAGUGUGAGUAUACUAUUCACGUGCAUGGACCAAUAAAACACACAAACCUCUAAAAUAGAAAGGGACAAUGUAUAAGCACCAAAAUGUUGACACGUAAAUAGCCACAAAAAUUUCAAAGGUCUCAUUCAUCAUAAAUCUAGUGAAUUUAAUUAGAACUUUUAUGUUGCAACCACGAAUUUUUCUUCUAUUCUCAAUUUUUCGUUCAUUUUCGUUAAUGAAGGCAGAAGCAUCUUGGUUCAUAGUAGUAGGUCCAAAAAUAAUCAUAGAUAUAAAAAUAGAAUAAAAUGAGUCGAGUUUUUCAAGACUUUCACCUAUAAGUUAGAGAACCAUCAACAUCAUGCAUAUUGUCGAUUUGUUCAUAUAUCGCAGUCAUUUGUCUUACUAGUUGUUUUAUUCAGUGAAAUAGUUUGUCUACAAUUAUCACAACUGCUAACAUUUUACGGUUCCAGUCUUAAAAAUAUUGGGUUAUAUUACACUUGUUUUUAAAAUUAGAAUUUCCGGGCUUUAAGUCCAUAAUUUUCCAUGACCCGAAGUCAAUGUUUAAAAAUUUCGAGUUAAAGAAUUUUUUCAUACCAAAUGUGGUUUGAAUCCGAGACAUAUCCCUUGCACUAUUAUUUGUUGUCACUGGAAAAUAAUCUACAGACUACAGUAAUAGCCAACCAAAGUAUAUAGUCAUCACAUAUUCACAUCGUCUUAAUUUUUGACUAAUGAUCUAUUAAUAAUACACGUGGUUUAGCAAUGAAGGGUAUUGAUUUAUGGGGAGGACAAUUAAUUAUUUUGAUCACAUUUAAUUAUACUAAAUUGGCCUAAUUCUCUGACGUAUACAUGUAACUCUCCGUCGUCUUAAAUGACAUGCUAUUUUUAUAUAGUCAUCAUAUUUUGUGGCUGUAUAAUAUAUGGUCAUGAUUCACGCUUCUUUGCAAAAUCAGUUUGGUUUAGGGGGAUUUUUUAAACAUUUCAUUAAUCUAGAAAUACUCUUUGUAAAAAAAAAAGAGUCAACUGUCAAAAUAUUUCCCCAGUAUGUAUGUUCGAAGAUUGUCCUCAGAAUUAAAAAGUUACUAUGAUGUGGAGUUUGUGAUAAUCAUUUAGUGUAGUAAAUUGCACUGGCCAAUAAUUCAUCUCACACAAAUCAUGCGAAUUAUUGGGACACGGUCUUUUGAUUCGUUAUAUUCAUUACGAUUAUACGACACAAGUCGUGAUUAGUUAACACGAAAAUAUAAUAAAGAGAAUGAUUGUGUUUAAAAAUUAAAACUAAAUAAAUAAAGUUAAAGAAAUGAGAUGUGUAAGUAAGAUCAAGUGGCGUUGUCGUGGCGGAAACAAAAGCCACCAAAUGAGUAGAGUAGUCCACGUUUCCUUAUCUUCCGGUUAAUGGUUUUGACCUCUCAUCAGUUUGUUGCUACUUUCAUUUCUCAUCAAUGUACUAUUGAAUCAUUCGACGUUAUGGAUUAAUUAAUAACCAAAACAAUACAUUCGUUUGAUUAUUAAAAUGAUUAAUUAAUACGUUUCCUCAAUUUAAAUCAUAACAACUAAAGAUACCCUUUGGCAAUAAUCUUUUAAUAUGAUUGCAGUUUUUGUCUUGAGAAAAUGUAAGAAAAGAGUGAGAUGGAGAUAGAAGAAAAAAAAGGGUCAAUGACUCAAUGAUUCAUCAUGAGGUAUAGACGCUGAUGCAUGCCUUUCGGAUUUAGUUGGCGUGUCGUUUAUUGCUUCUAAAACGGCAGGUAUUCUGUUACUACUUCUCCCUCCAUCUUUUUUUCUCCACCACCAUAAUAACUAACCUUCUUCUUCGGGCAUGAGGAACGGCGUGUAAGUGACGUUACUAAUACUAUAAACGCCGCCGUCGUAUAUAUCUAAUUACGUAAUUAAUGUUGUGUACGUACGUUGCCUGGUGCAACCGGUAAGCAUGGUAGGAAACGUCUUAAGGUAUGAUGACGUGAUUAUUAUUAAUAGUCGAGAGAUCGACACUUGUAAGUUAUACGGUUGUUGGAAGAGUCACAUGACAUGGGUGUGGUUUUUGUUCUUCGUACCGGACAUGUUCACCGACCAAUCCUGUAGAAAUAUUUUGCAUUAAUUGCAAUAGUUUGUAACCAUGGUGCAGUAAUAAUAGUUUGUAAUUUUGCAUUAAUUGCAAUAGUUUUUAUUUUGGUAUUUUAAGAUUGUAUGUUAAUAAUGCCACAGUAUGUUAUUUACAAAAGGAUUCGUUCUCUUGAAAAUAAAGAUUGUUGAUAAAAAAAGAAACAAUUAAGGUUAAUAGGCAACAUAUAUACACAUCUCUAUAUGGUUACUUUAUGACCCGAUGAUCUGCAUAUUAAUUAUUAAAAAAUAAAACUGAAAAGGAAUAUAUCAUGUCAAUAUAUCCAAAUUGAUCAUAUACAAUUGGUAGAAAGAAUAUAUGGUUGUUAUCUGAAAAUACGAUCCCAACUCCGGAUAAGAAGAUAAAUAUAAUAAUUUCACUAAAAAAUUACUGCCACAUUAUGAAGUUUAUAUUUUAUUUGAAGUUUAGAUAUCGUUUGUGAAGUUACCUAUUUUUUUCGUUUCCAUUUAACUAAAAGGAUAAGUAAAUAAGUCAAAACAUAUAUUUCCUUUCUAUUAACACCGACUCUUUUUAUUAUCCCGUCAUUUAAAGAUUGGAUUCGUUUUGCUUUUUCUGUUAUUGUUCAUUAGAUUAUACUUGCAUGAUUGUAUGAUUUUUAGUAUAUAUACAUCAUUCAAUAAAAUUUUCAAAUGAGAUAACUAUUUUGCUGGAGUUUUCAUAAAUAGAGUCAGCAUAUAUAUGAUUAUAUAAACAUUUCGUUUAUGUCAUUAUGAUUGGAUGCACACGAUGAGACUAUGUCAAAAAAAAAAUUAAAUAAAAAAAAGAUUUUUAGAAAGUUGAGUAAAAAUAAAGUAGUUACCUAGUCGGGUUUAAGAAAUCAUUUCUAAAAAUAUAAAUUAAAUAACAAAUGGCUGCUGCUGAAGAGAGCAUCAAAAGCAAAACCAAACCUGCGGUUAAAACUUAACCCUCUCUGCAACUACAAGACAACAGAGAAAGAGAAAGAGAGAGAGAGAUACGAUCUUGUCUUUUUUUCCUUUUGUUCACGAUACGAUCUUGUCUCUGUUUCGGGAUUAUAUAUAUAACACAAUCAUCAACGAUGUCCUUUUGUCUCUUAACGUCAUCCAAAAAAGGCAACCUUUGAAACAACAACUCAGAGGAUGAUAGAGAAACAUAGCUCCGUCGUCGAGGAAGAAUCACGAUUAGCUGGCCGUACGAUUCUCGUCGGCGUGAAGCUAGACGCACCGAGCAGAGAGCUACUCACUUGGGCUCUCGUUAAAGUCGCCGAGCCUGGUGAUACCGUCAUCGCUCUUCACAUUCUCAGCAACGAGAUUGUUGAAAACUCUUCGCUUCUCUCAUUGGUGAAGACUUUCGACUCUGUUCUCGACGUUUACGAAGGCUUCUGCAAUCUAAAACAGGUGGAUCUGAAGCUGAAGCUGUGUCGUGGCGACUCACCUCGCAAGAUGAUAGCUAGAGAAUCCAAAUCGUUCUCUGCGUCCAAAGUUUUAGUUGGAAUCUCUAAAACUCAUCACGCGAUUCGUUCAUCAGCUUCUGUUGCUAAGUACUUAGCUAAGAAGCUUCCAAAGGAUCGUUGGGUUCUUGCUGUUAACAACGGUAAGAUCGUGUUCCAGAGAGAAGGGUCCGUUAACCAUCCUCAAGGUGAGGAAGAUGUAAGGAAGAACAACUUGUUGAAUGUGCUUCAGAGAUCGGUUACAUUAACUACCACUUCCAAAGUCGUUAGCCAUUCAGAGGAGGUCUCCAAGGAAGAUGAAUCUUGUGGUCAGAGUUUGAAGCAAGCCUUAGUGGCUGCUGCUCGUUCUGAGAGUUGUUCGGUUUGUGGUUCUAUAAAUGAUACAACUGCUAGAGCUUCGGAUAGGAGUGAAGAUGAUGAUGAUAAGUGUCUCAAAGCAAAGGAGACUGUGUCUGAGAAAGGUUCUACAGCUAAACUGGCUAGGAAACAGCCUGAAGCUAUACCAGGUUGGCCUUUGCUUCGCCGAGCUUUUACUUCGGCAGCACAACCAGUUACAUCUCAUAGGCCUUUGAAGCUUCCUCCGAGGAGCAGUAAGCAGAUUGGUUAUGACUCUAUCACCACCAAGAAGUCUUCUCCUGACAAUAGUCCAAGAAAGCCACCUAAGGAGCUAGAGGGACUCUAUGAGAGGUUCUCAUCAGCUUGUCAGGUCUUCAAAUACAAGGAGCUUGUUUCAGCAACCUCAAACUUCUCCACUGAUAAUUUCAUCGGUAUAGGAGGCAGCAGCCGAGUUUUUAGAGGCUGUUUAUCCAACGGAAGAGAAGUAGCUGUGAAGAUCCUCAAACAAACCGAAGAUAUCUUGAAUGAUUUCGUGGCUGAGAUCGAGAUUAUCACAUCGUUACCCCAUAAGAACGUUAUCUCCCUUAUGGGCUUUUGCUUUGAAGACAACAACUUGUUACUUGUAUAUAAUUAUCUCUCAAGAGGAAGCCUAGAAGAGAAUCUUCACGGAGACAAGAAAGAUCCUCUUGCGUUUGGUUGGAGCCAGAGGUUUAAAGUAGCUGUGGGAGUAGCAGAGGCAUUAGACUAUCUGCAUAACACUGCUUCACAACCUGUCAUUCACAGAGAUGUUAAGUCAUCAAACAUACUCUUAUCUAAUGAUUAUGAGCCACAGGUUUCUGAUUUUGGGCUGGCGAGGUGGGCGUCUAUAUCUACAACUCACAUUGUCUGCUCAGAUGUGGCUGGAACCUUUGGCUACUUGGCUCCUGAGUACUUCAUGUAUGGGAAGGUGAAUGAUAAGAUAGAUGUGUAUGCAUUUGGUGUUGUUCUGCUUGAGCUGCUUUCUGGAAGGAAACCUAUUAGCAGUGGAUGUCCAAAGGGACAAGAGAGUCUUGUCUUGUGGGCUAAACCAAUUCUAGACGAUGGGAAGUAUUCUCAGCUACUAGACUCUAGUUUGAAGGAUAACAACAAUGGUGACCAGAUGCAGAGGAUGGCGUUAGCUGCUACUCUUUGUAUCCGACGUAGUCCUCAAGCUAGACCAAAAAUGAGCAUAGUCUUAAAGCUACUCAAAGGCGAUGAAGACACGCUCAAAUGGGCAAUGCAACAAGUGAGUAGCUCCUCAGAUGAAUCAGAGAUGCUCAAGGAUGAGGAAUGUCAAAGAUCUGACUUGCAGUCACACCUUAAAGUAGCGCUUCUUGAUGUUGAAGAUGACUCUCUCUCCAUGGGAAGCUUUGACCAAGGCUUCUCUGUUGAGGAUUAUCUCAAAGGCAGAAACUCCCUUGACUGAAACUAUUGUUGUGUGUGUUUGUAUAUAUAAAAUGGUCGGUGGUGGUGGCUUUGUGGGAGUUCUUUUUAGCCUUCAUUCUUCCACGUUCAAGGGUUGUGAUUGUAGAUUUCAAUUUGUUGAGGGGUGUGUUUCACAAUUUUCAUCUUUUUGGGAUACUUCUUAUAGUAGUUGUAUAAUAAAAUCAAAGAGAAAAAUCCUUGCAAGCAAAGCCAAUUUUUUUUUUUUUGUUAUGCAUCCUCUUUAGAAAUAAAAAGGUUCUGACA